GUUGAGGCGGCGGCAUCUUUCUCGAGGGGCUCUCCCGGGCGGCUGAAGAAGGAGCUUCUUCUCUGGAGUGCGCCGGCGGCGGCGCCUGCGGACCUAACUAGCUCCAGGUUAGGCCGGGCCGUGCGGGAAAGCAGCGGACUUGAAAAUACUGGAAAUCUGUCCGGAUCCAAAUUCUUUUGCAAGCCGGAUGAGUAACCAGAGGGCAUGAAAGGUUGAGAACAUUUGACUUCCCUGCAAACCUUGGUAUAGAUCACUUCCUUUUCUGUAGGAAAGGAAAGGCACCAAAGAGCACAAUGAGUACAAGAAAGCGUCGUGGUGGAGCAAUAAAUUCUAGACAAGCCCAGAAGCGAACUCGGGAAGCAACCUCCACCCCCGAGAUUUCCUUGGAAGCAGAACCCAUAGAACUCGUGGAAACUGCUGGAGAUGAAAUUGUGGACCUCACUUGUGAAUCUUUAGAGCCUGUGGUGGUUGAUCUGACUCACAAUGACUCUGUUGUGGUAAGUGUUGGAGUAAGAAGACCAAGGAGGAAUGCUAGGAGGCUGCCCCAGGACCAUGCUGACAGCUGCGUGGUGAGCAGUGACGACGAGGAGUUGUCCAGGGACAGAGACGUGUAUGUGACGACCCACACUCCCAGAAACGCCAGGGACGAGGGCACUACCGGCCUCAGGCCCUCGGGUACUGUCAGUUGUCCUAUCUGCAUGGACGGAUACUCAGAGAUCGUGCAGAAUGGACGUCUCAUCGUUUCCACAGAAUGCGGCCAUGUCUUCUGUAGCCAGUGCCUCCGUGAUUCCCUGAAGAAUGCUAAUACUUGCCCAACUUGUAGGAAAAAGAUCAACCACAAACGAUACCACCCCAUUUAUAUAUGAAGUAUUCAGAGACCCCCAGGAGAGACGGAUGGACAGACAGCCAGGUUCUCCAGUGGUAUCUGCCUCCAUUUUCCUGAGCUCAAAAAGACUGUUUUGAAACCAACGUCUGAUAUGUAAACUGCUCUUUUGUUUCCAACCCCUUCCUUUUGUUAUCUCCAGUUUGAUGCUAGAGUGGGAGAAAGGGAGUCAGGCACAUUGGGAAUCGUGGUUCCAGUCUGGUUGCAGAAUCUGCACAUUUGCCAAGAAAUCUUCCCUGUUUGGAAAGUUUGCCCCAGCUUUCCCGGGCACACCACCUUUUGUCCCAAGUGUCUGCCGGUCGACCAAUCUGCCUGCCACACAUUGACCAAGCCAGACCUGGUUCACCCAGCUCGAGGAUCCCAGGUACAAGAGUGGCCCCUUGAGGCCCUGGAAAGACCAAUCACUGGACUUCUUCCCUUGAGAGUCAGAGGUCACCCGUGAUUCUGCCUGCACCUUAUCAUUGAUCUGCAGUGAUUUCUGCAAAUCAAGAGAAACUGCAGGGCAAUCCCCUGUUUCCUAAGAACGAAAAAGUGCAAUAAAGGCCAUUCGUUACCUACUUUUCAGCAGCCCACAAGAUGUAGCACUAUUAGCAUCCCCUUCAGAGGCUUAAUGUUGCCUGUGGAACAGUGCCCAUCCCAGCCCGUUUCUGCCCACCAGUUGUUCUCAGGAACCUUACCCAUGCUCCAGCAUCCUUCACCUGGCACAGGACAUGCAAGAUAAAUAGGGCAGGCACGUGUUUGGGUGUCCUCUCUUUGAUAAAAUCCAUCCUGUGUUUGCCACACGCCCUCCAGUCCUCAGUUCCUCAGUUCCCACUGCCUAACGCCUGCCCCUGCAUAGAUACUGAGAGGUGGUGGCAGUAAUUGUGGCCUUAUCAGCCGCUCAGUUCCAGGCUUUUGCCCAGGUCACUGUUGCUCCGUGUUUCGGAGAACCUGGCCCACCUGACUUGGCUUUCUCAUCCUUCCCAACCCAGCGCCGUUUAUUUCAGAAGCUCCUCUGGCCACUGGGCUUGGAUGCUUUGGGCUUCUGACUGCCCCAUAGGUUUUGAUUGGUGAAACGGGGGCCCAGAUGACAACCUCUCCUUCACUCCACAGGUAGGCAGGAGCCUCACGUUCGCUCAGGGGCAGCAAAGUGGCCCAAGCUGCCCCUGACAGCACAGGGCCUGGGGGUGGCUAACGAGAGAGGCCUUAUAGUGCCAGCCUGCCUCCUCUUCCGCUGUCCUCCUUCCUCAGAGGGCUUCACGCCAAACAAACGGCCUUUUCGUGUGAAACAUCUUCAGGGUGGGAAAGGGGCCACUUCUGGCUUUGUUAGCAAUAACUGACCUUCAGUUUACCCUUCUGAAGGAGCAGGGACUCAGCACAGAAUUCACUUUAGACGGGGCUGAAGGAGUGUCCCUCCUCUAUGUGAAAAGAAAAUUGUUUUAUUCUUCAUUCUGACUUUAUAACUGUUUGGCUCACUUCCAGUUAGUUUGAAUGAAAAUAAUAAUUUUCUACUUGGAGUUGAAGAGGGCAGAAUCCUCAGCUCUCAUCAUUGUGAUGUGUAGCGUGUCUGCCCUCUGACUGGACAUCAUUGCCAUUAACUUUCUUCUGGGCAUCACGGGAAUGUCACGAUGCCCGGACUUGGAGCAAGGCAACCUUGGAGUCAGUCCACUAAUAAGAUAUGGUAACACCCAUUUUAAAAUUUGUUUAAGUUUUAUCCUUAAAGACAACUUCAGUGGUUAUAUAAAAGUUGUGUUACUUCGUCCUAAAUUAAAUUGAUAAAAAGAUUUAAAAAUGUGUUUUGUUUCUACUAUUCAGAAACUGCAAACUAGGGAAAGGUUGGUAUGAAAAAUGUCUUUCCUUUUUUCAAUGUACAUAGUUCAACUCUUUCUUUGUUACAUUUAAACUAUAUCCAUGGAUAUCAGUCUGCUUUGGACUCCUCUGCUAGUGUUAAGAUGGAAAUAAAACCAUUAAUUUGAACCAAA
This is a messenger RNA of Symphalangus syndactylus (siamang), 2844 nucleotides long. RefSeq names its product ring finger protein 4 (gene RNF4). Gene Ontology annotation, cellular component: PML body. Gene Ontology annotation, molecular function: zinc ion binding; transcription factor binding. The record is from RefSeq and is a predicted model, not a curated record. NCBI's taxonomy places the organism in Eukaryota, Metazoa, Chordata, Mammalia, Primates, Hylobatidae. Gene Ontology annotation, biological process: positive regulation of transcription by RNA polymerase II.